CGCAGCAGCCGGACAUCCGUCGAAUGCGUAUAUGCAGAAUGCAAAUGAACAAACGACAUCUGCUGUAUCAACAAAACAUCGGAAACUUAGAAGAAUCCGCCAGAGAACCACUUUCACCACGGGCCAACUGAAGACGCUUGAAGGCGCAUUUCAACAAGCGCCUUACCCGGACAUCAUUGUCAGAGAGGCUCUUGCACGGCAACUUAUGCUGGACGAAACGAGGGUGCAGAUUUGGUUCCAAAACCGACGGGCAAAGUGGCGGAAAGGGCAACCGUCAAAACAGGAGAUUUCACUAGAUGAUACAAAUUCUACACCGGACACAGGCAAAGAUUCGAAGAAAUCGGAUAAACAACCACUUUUCAUUCCCGUACCGGAACCGGCAAUGUUCAGCUCGCAUACUCCCUGGUGGUUCCCUAUACCCGUUCAUCACCACAAUCUUGUCGUGUUUCCUGUCUUUUCGCCAAGCUGCUACGCAAACGCCAAAAGCGUUCCGAAUAGGAUCCUAAUUUCUGAUUGGCUGAGAUCGAGGUACAUGGUGCGUGAGACUCCGAUAAUCUCAUGAACAUCGCUUCGGCGGAAACCUUUUAGUUGUUAUUUGAGUAAUCAUAAAUACAAUUAUUCAACUUGCGUUAAAAUUCAGCGAUUCAUUAUGUUUAGGUUAUUAUAGAUAAUUUUAACUGCUGAAAAUAUGAGUGCCAUGCAGGAUAGCUUUAUUAAAUAAACCGUCAAUAAAA
Messenger RNA from Dreissena polymorpha, 734 nucleotides. Its product is annotated as retinal homeobox protein Rx1-like. The transcript is spliced from 4 exons. Gene Ontology annotation, molecular function: RNA polymerase II transcription regulatory region sequence-specific DNA binding; DNA-binding transcription factor activity, RNA polymerase II-specific. Gene Ontology annotation, biological process: regulation of transcription by RNA polymerase II. Lineage: Eukaryota; Metazoa; Mollusca; Bivalvia; Myida; Dreissenidae. The record is from RefSeq and is a predicted model, not a curated record. Bases 32 to 562 code for a protein of 176 amino acids.